This is a messenger RNA of Neurospora tetraspora, 1630 nucleotides long. RefSeq names its product DHS-like NAD/FAD-binding domain-containing protein. The transcript has a single exon. The record is from RefSeq and is a predicted model, not a curated record. Gene Ontology annotation, cellular component: nucleus. Bases 257 to 1531 code for a protein of 424 amino acids. Gene Ontology annotation, molecular function: NAD+ binding. Lineage: Eukaryota; Fungi; Ascomycota; Sordariomycetes; Sordariales; Sordariaceae.
GUGAGUAAACAAUGUCCCUUGAUCCGUAAAGCAUCCAAAUGCCAAGGUGGUCCAAGCUCCUCAGACCUUAUUCGGUGACAGCACUGAACCGAUCUCUCCAACUGCCACUACGAUUCUGCAUCUGGAGACAAACUUCACAACAACCAACAUGACUCGGAAGACUUGACAUUUGUAAAAAGCGGCGCGCGCCGCCUCGUGACCCCUAACAACUAAUACUACCAUUUUCGGAUCCGAAAAAUCCAACAGAACAUCAAAUAUGUCCUCCCUUGCGACAACAGCAGCCGGCACCCUCCGAAUGCGGAUUCCCUACCGGGAGCUUCCUCCCCCGACCACCAUUAUUCCUGCCACUGCCACGACCCUCCCCGGCGCCGUCGCUGCUCUCAAGUCAUUCCUCACCACCCCCCCGCCGUCCGGGUUACCCGACCGAACUGUCAUCCUCACCGGCGCCGGCCUUUCCGUGGCCAGCGGCUUAGCCGACUACCGCGGCGUCAACGGCACUUACCGGGUUAACAAGAAUUACAAGCCCAUUUUCCACCACGAGUUCCUCACCAGUCACGAGACGCGCCAGCGAUACUGGGCACGGAGCUACAUCGGAUGGAGGGGUCUGGGACGGGCCGGCCCGAACCCGGGACACCACGCGAUCCGGGACCUGGGGGACCUGCUCGCCCAGCGCUACAGCAGUGGCGGCGGCGACCAGAACAGCAACAAGAGCAUCACGGGCGUGAUCACGCAGAACGUGGAUUCCUUCCACAAGAUGAGCCAUCCGGAAAUACGAACCGUCGAAUUGCACGGGAGUCUAGCCUCGGUUGUUUGUACAUCGUGCAAGAACCAGUUCCCUCGAGACGAGUAUCAGACCACACUGGCCAGGCUCAACCCCAUCUGGGCCGAUUUCCUUCGCGAGGCGCUGGCGUCGGGAGCCCUGGAGACGGAGGAUAUCGAGGAACGGAACAAGAGGGGGAUCAAGAUGAACCCGGAUGGCGAUGUGGAUCUGGCCGAGGCACCUUACACCACGUUUCGUUACCCAGCAUGCCCGUCAUGUUUGAAGGAGCCGCCGCGCCUCGGAGAUGGUACCAAGACACGGGUGGAGAUUGACGCAGAUGGCGCCUGGAUACCGUCCAGCACUGCGGGAGUUCUCAAGCCGGCGGUGAUCAUGUUUGGAGAGAGUAUAAGUGCCGAGGUCAAGCGAGACGCGGAAAAUGCCAUCGACAAUGCCGGACGAAUGCUCAUCCUGGGCACCUCCCUGGCGACCUACUCGGCCUGGCGGUUGGCACAGCGGGCUAAACUCCGGGGAAUGCCAAUUGCCAUUGUGAGCAUCGGUGGUGUGAGGCGCGAAGAGAUGUUCUUUGAAGAUCUGGACCCUAAAAUGGCCGGUUUUCAUGGGGUUAGAGUGGAGAUGGCUACUGAAAAGCUAUUACCGGCGCUCGUGGAGGAGCUCAAAAGUUAUAACAAUGGAGCCAUGGUGACCGAGGUGCCCAUUGGUACGGCGUUUACGAGCGGGUCCCCUAACGAGCGCCCGUCUUUAAUAGAAUAAUAGACGUGCUGUCAUCUUAGAAGAAGGCACCCUUGAGGGCUGCGGGAGAAAUCUUGGGCGUUGUCUCCGUUUCGGUCUGGGUCUGCGUUUGGGGUUGUU